Messenger RNA from Neoarius graeffei (lesser salmon catfish), 1336 nucleotides. It is a transcript of the gene c2h1orf198, whose product is annotated as chromosome 2 C1orf198 homolog. The coding region runs from base 30 to 1022 and encodes 330 amino acids. Lineage: Eukaryota; Metazoa; Chordata; Actinopteri; Siluriformes; Ariidae. The record is from RefSeq and is a predicted model, not a curated record. The transcript has 4 exons.
CCGCCCCUCAUCCUCCAGCUGAGGAGAAAAUGGCCGCCACGGCGAUGGACGGCGCUGCGGUUGAUUCGCGGCUCACCGAGUCGAAAAAGUACGAGUAUUUCAGCUCCAUCAACUCCAUGGCGAGGAAGAUAAUGCAGGAACGAGAGAAGAUUAAGGAGAAGUACGGCUCGGCGUGGGAGGACAUGUCUCCGGCCGAGCAGGACACGGCUAUCGACGACGGCAUGAUGGAGCCCAGGAUCCGCGCGCGCUACGCUAUGCACCGGAUGGACCGUGAAGAAGCCGUGUGUUAUCCCAAAAUGCUGAUCCAGACCGGCCAGAAAAUCGUCCAUUUCGGAGAGGAGGAUCUAACUUGGCAGGAUGAACAUUCUGCGCCCUUUUCUUGGGAGACCAAAAGUCAGCUGGAAUUCAGUGUGAUCACCGGCCCUCAGGAGCCCAUCUCGUCUCAGGUGUCCGAAUCCAAACCCAGAACAUCUCAAAGCAGCAAGCUGCCUGGGAUCGAGGGCUCGGGAUCGGUGCGGCGUGACGAGGAGUCAUCUUUCUGGAAGCUAAGCGCCGAGAGGUCACGCCUGGAGGGCGAGAAGGCGGAUUUCCAGUCAUUCACGCCCAGCCAGAUAAAGUCUCUGGAGAAAGGUGAGAAGCCGCUGCCUUCGUACCUGAGGUCCGACUCUGGAUCCAAGGAAGCGCAGGAACCUGCGGCACCGCGUCCUGUCAAACCGAGAGUGUCGAAACCGCCGGCUCCUCCUCCUCCUGCCCCGAUCAGCUUGACUCAGACACCUCUGAGUGUUACGGCACCCGCUGCACCGCAAGGAGGCUGGGAGAGAGCUCAGAGCACGCUCCCGGCCGUCAGCAGCGCACUCGAGGAUGAUGUGUUCAGUCCCGGCUUGGGCACCAAAACGCCGUCGGAGCCGACGAAAGACAAAGAGAAGGACGAUAACGUGACAGCUGGAAGUCCCACCUUUUCACAAUACAAUACGAGCAGCGCCAUCCUGAAGACUGGCUUCGACUUCUUGGACAACUGGUAACAUCUGGACCGGACGUGACCUCAAGCAUCUGGAUGACCAUCCUUCCUCCAUCACACACAAACAACAACAACAAUGCCGUUCUAGAUAAACCCACAUCUUUCAUAAAGCUACAAUUAGUAUAUCCUAGAGCUGAACUGCUGCAUGCAAACUAAUCAGUGUUGCUCUAUUUUAAGGAACAAAGACACAUUCGGUGCCCGAAGUUUGCUUUCGCUUUCAUAUGGAAGCGUAUAGCGACCAGAUUAUCACAAAUCCUAUGGAAUCAAUUUUGUGCCAAAAUGUUCAUACAAUACUUUUGAAAUAUCAAACAAAAACGG